CAGAUUUAGGACUUAUUCAUGCUCACGCGUGGUGAAAAAAUCCAUUCGAAAGAUUUUUUCUUGGUGAAAGAAUACACUCAAUUAUUUCUUUAUCCAAUCUGAAUAAUAUUUUGUCAACCUUGAGUUUAUCUGUCCCUGAGGUGAUUUUAUCAUCACUAAUGUGCGUUCGUGUUUUGUAUUCAUGAACAGUGAUGGUGGGAGACAUUUGAGGAGAAUGACCAUAAACAGUAUUUAUUGACGGAGAAGGAAACAGAAUUAUGGCAGUGCAGCGAGAGGAAGAGAGGAAAACAUGCUGGGUAUGUUUUGCCACUGAAGAUGAUGACACUAGCACCCCCUGGGUCCGACCCUGUCGGUGUCGGGGAACCACCAAAUGGGUCCACCAGUUCUGCCUCCAGAGAUGGAUUGAUGAGAAACAAAAGGGGAAAAGCACCACCAAAGUCGCAUGUCCACAGUGCAACACAGAAUACAUCAUUGUCUUUCCUAAACUUGGUCCGGUGGUCUAUGUGAUGGACAUUGUUGAUCGGAUCAUUUAUAAGGUCUGCCCCUUUGUGGCGGGGGGCAUUGUGGUAGGAUCAGUGUAUUGGACCGCAGUGACAUAUGGUGCUAUAACUGUGAUGCAGGUUUUGGGUCACAAGGAGGGCCUAAAUGUAAUGGAGGGUGUGGAUCCAAUUUUUUUAUUGAUCUGUCUACCAAUUAUUCCUGUGGUUCUUAUCCUUGGUAAGAUGUGUCGCUGGGAGGAUUAUGUUCUAAGAUUGUGGAGAAAGCAUGUGGCCAAAAUCCCUUUCCUACAAAACAUCUUAUCUAGUGUAGGUGCCAGAAACCUCCGUGUUCCUGCGGAGACAGUGCCACUUUCUGAUCCGAUCUCUGCCACCAGGAUGUUGUGUGGCGCCCUCAUCAUGCCAACCAUUGCCACCAUCAUGGGAAAAAUCAUGCUGGGAUCUGUUCACUCAAACUUCCAGCGCACGCUACUGGGUGGUGUAGCUUUCACAAUACUUAAAGGAGCACUGAAGAUUUACUAUAAACAACAGCAAUAUCUACGACAGGCAAAUCGUGUAAUCAAAGACUAUCCUAUGGAGGACAAUACUACAUCAUCAUCUGUGUAACUAUAGCUAGUAAGAAAGGUAUCUGGACCUCAUAUGCCAACAAAAUCAAUUCAGACACGCUGAAAAACACUAUUUCAGGAAUUUUUCCAACAAAAGAAUCUAAAUUUCAUCCUAGCUACUAGACAUGACUAGAGUAGUGACAUAGGCAUGAUCAUAAGUUAUGGUGGAAAAUGAGAGAAAGGGAGAUAACUCUGCCAGGAUUGUGCUUUUUCAAAAAUAAUAAUUUGCAGCUGGUUGAUGAUGGACAAGUAUUGAUGAAAUUGUGAUAUUAUGAUACUACUGUCUUGUAUUUUCUCAGUAUUUUAAGGAUAAACUGUGUUAAGUCAUAUGUAUUCAGCUUUCCAGAUCAAUGUGCUAACAUUCUACCAAUUAAGAUAUAGACCAAAAGAUUCAUUGGAACUUUUGUAAAUGAUAAUGGUGCCAUGUGUAAAACAUACAAUGAUAUGAUAUAAUUUGUUAGACCGUUCUAGAUAUUGUAAAUUAAAUCAAAUUCACUUCUG
Messenger RNA from Saccostrea echinata, 1603 nucleotides. Its product is annotated as E3 ubiquitin-protein ligase MARCHF5-like. The transcript has 6 exons. The record is from RefSeq and is a predicted model, not a curated record. NCBI's taxonomy places the organism in Eukaryota, Metazoa, Mollusca, Bivalvia, Ostreida, Ostreidae. Gene Ontology annotation, molecular function: zinc ion binding. Bases 258 to 1103 code for a protein of 281 amino acids.